AUGUCUGUCCUCCAACGCGCCAACGAGGCUGUCAAGCUGCACGGAGACGAGGACAAGCACGAGAAGACCGACUCCUGGAGUAACCGCGACCUCAUUCCUCUGCCACCUUCGCGUCGGACGUGGGGUCUCUUCGAAUACUUCGGUUACUGGUCCCUGUCUUCCUUGAACAUCUCCGCAUGGCAGAUGCCCAACAGCUACCUCACCGUUGGUCUGUCAGUCGGUCAGUCUAUGGGUGUCAUCAUAGUCUCGAGGGCCAUUGUCUGCCUCUUCGCGUCUUUGGUCGCUUGGUGUGGUCUUCGGUGGCACGUCGGUUUCACGAUCCAGAAUCGGUUCUCCUGGGGCAUGCGCGGAAGCUACAUUCCGCUCAUCCAGCGCGUCAUGUUGAACUUCAUCUGGAACGCCAUUCAAUGCUGGAACGGUGGGAAGUUGGUGUGCGUCUGUAUCACUGCGAUAUUCCCCUCGUUCGCGAGCAUGAAGAAUACCUUGCCUUCAAGCAUGCCGACGACAACCUAUGAGAUGGUCGGCUUCACGAUCUUCUGGUUCUGCUCGCUCCCCUUCCUGUGGCUGCCGCCCGAGAAGUUUCGCCUCCCCUUCCAGGUCAUUUGCAUCUACUGCGGUGUCGCCAUGGUCUGCAUGAUGAUCUGGGCACUCGCUGUCGCGAAGGGUGUUGGCUCGACUUUCCACACUGGGCAGAACCUGACCGGAAGCUGGUCCAUCAACUGGGUGAUGCUCAAGUGCAUCAACUCAGCUAUCGGUGGCAAGGCUGCGGGCAUGACGAACGGCUCCGACUUCUCUCGCUACGGCAAAACGGCGCGCGAGUACAUCAUCGGCACCUUCCUAUGCUUGUUCUGCACUGGUACCAUGGUCAGCUUCGUCGGUCUCGUCACCGUGUCCGCCACGCAGAAGAUCUACGGUGAGGUCUACUGGAACCCUCCCGAUCUCCUGAUGAGGAUGAUGGAGGAUGGCCAGGGCAGCUCGAAGGCCCGUGCUGGUGUCUUCUUCCUCGCCCUCGGCUUCGCCUUGACUGCCGGCUUCGAGAACAUUUGUGGCAACGCCGUCGCAGGCGGCAUCGACCUCGCGGGCAUCUUCCCCAAGUACAUCAACAUCAAGCGCGGCGCCAUGAUCACCUUCUUCGCCGCCUGGAUCUGCAUGCCCUGGCAGCUCGUCAACCGCGCGGACACCUUCAUCACCGUCCUCUCCUCCUUCACCGUCUUCCUCGCCCCGAUCAUGGGCAUCAUGACCACGGACUACUUCAUCCUCCGCCGGCAGCGCAUCCGCUUGAGCUCGCUCUUCGACCUGCACGGGCAGUACUACUACAACUUCGGCUUCAACUGGCGCACGCCGCUCGCGUGGGUGGCGGGCUGGGCGCCGCUGAUCGCGGGCCUGAACGCGACGGUGCAGAAGACGACCGUCGCGCGCCCGCUGUUCCAGCUGUACUACAUGUCCUUCUUCAUCGGCUUCUCCAUCUCAGCCAUCCUCUUCUACGCCCUCAACAUGCUCUUCCCGCCGCCACAUCUCGGCGAGUUCGACGAGGUCGACCUCUUCGGCACCUUCACGCCAGAGGAGGCGAAGUACAUCGGCGUCGUCCCCGCCGACGACAAGGUCUACGACGACAACUCGUCCGCGUCCGGAAAGGUCGUGUUCGGGGACAAGGUCACCGAGGCUGACCUCGAGUACCGAUAG
Messenger RNA from Schizophyllum commune H4-8, 1683 nucleotides. RefSeq lists its product as uncharacterized. Gene Ontology annotation, cellular component: plasma membrane. Gene Ontology annotation, molecular function: nucleobase transmembrane transporter activity. The transcript is spliced from 12 exons. The record is from RefSeq and is a predicted model, not a curated record. Lineage: Eukaryota; Fungi; Basidiomycota; Agaricomycetes; Agaricales; Schizophyllaceae. Gene Ontology annotation, biological process: transmembrane transport; nucleobase transport. The coding region runs from base 1 to 1683 and encodes 560 amino acids.